UCACUUCCCGUCGUCCUCCCUGCUGCCACCUACUCCUCCUGUCACACCGCCUAAACAAGCAGUGGUCAGGGCGACGCACCGCAACAGCCCAACCUCAGCAACUCCUCACUCUUCUCGCGACAGCGAUUACCUACACCGUCAAGUAGUACUUCAGACGAUGUUCUACAACAGCAGCACCGUCCCAAUUGGGGGCGCGCCCUUUGUCCCGCCCUCGCUAGCUCUACAGGACGCAGUCUUCUACGGAGACAGCUCCUCCUCGGCCUCGUCUUCGAGGAGCAGCUCCAUCAGCUAUCCUCCCUCGUCUUCCAAUUCGGAAGCAAACCUAGGCUCUGCUCACUCAUACGGCAUGUCCUCCUCCCCCUCGACUUCCUCAUCGAUGCAGAGCGAUUAUUCUCUCUCCCCGCGUCAGAUCGCAGCAAGGGAGUAUGCAAGGAGACUCCACGACCACACUCCUGCCCCGCCCGCUCUGGCGGCAGCUGCCGUCGUGGAACCACCAAAGGAGAGGUCGAGAGCGAUGGAUGUUCUUUUGGGAAAGAGUCCUCCUCCUUUGAGGCCAAUACCGCUCGCCUCGGCGGACCAUGCCCUUACGAGCCCACCAACAUUGGCGCGCCCAACAAUAACGACGACCCAUCCAAGCUUCCUCAAAUGUACUCUAUUCUCUAUGCCUCUAUCGCACCGGCCCCAGUACUCCUGUCUGUAUGUAAUCAUUACUUCCCCUCAACUCCACUUACCAGCCUGGCUCUAGCCCUAGACCUCAACGGGUCGUAGCCACGCUCCCCUUCUCUCCGACCUCCACUCCACUUCGCUGCGGAUCUGGUGUUCGUCUUCGUCUUCGUCUUCGUCUUCUCAAGUGUAGUCUUCUUGUCUUGUCUCUCAUAUCUCCUUCUCCCUCAUGGCACUAUAGUCUUUACUGUAUACA
This is a messenger RNA of Microstroma glucosiphilum, 919 nucleotides long. RefSeq lists its product as hypothetical. The transcript has 3 exons. The record is from RefSeq and is a predicted model, not a curated record. Lineage: Eukaryota; Fungi; Basidiomycota; Exobasidiomycetes; Microstromatales; Microstromataceae. The coding region runs from base 158 to 745 and encodes 195 amino acids.